Messenger RNA from Cynoglossus semilaevis (tongue sole), 3166 nucleotides. It is a transcript of the gene gys1, whose product is annotated as glycogen synthase 1 (muscle). The transcript has 16 exons. Gene Ontology annotation, molecular function: alpha-1,4-glucan glucosyltransferase (UDP-glucose donor) activity. The coding region runs from base 189 to 2321 and encodes 710 amino acids. Lineage: Eukaryota; Metazoa; Chordata; Actinopteri; Pleuronectiformes; Cynoglossidae. The record is from RefSeq and is a predicted model, not a curated record. Gene Ontology annotation, cellular component: cytoplasm. Gene Ontology annotation, biological process: glycogen biosynthetic process.
AUGUGCUGCAGACUAACGUUAGUCGCUUUUUAAAAAAAGUAAACUAUGUCUUUAAGUGAAGCCGCCGCCCCCUUUUCCCACGCACACACACAGACACACGUUCUCAGCUGAAGUCUUGUUUGUGUGGAUAGACUGCGACAGCUGCUGAUGUUUAGUUCGUCUUGCUGAAGUUGGGAAAAGCCUACGGGAUGCCGCUGGCUCGCAGCCUGUCUGUCACGUCCCUAUCAGGACUGGAGGAAUGGGACGAAGAGUUUGAUUUGGAGGACGCCGUUCUUUUUGAAAUUGCCUGGGAGGUUGCAAAUAAAGUUGGCGGCAUCUACACUGUCAUCCAAACCAAAGCCCGUCUGACCGCAGAGGAAUGGGGGGAGAACUAUUUCCUGGUGGGUCCCUACGUGGAAAGCAACGUGCGCACACAGGUGGAGUUAAUCGAGCCCACCAACCCCACACUGAAGAGAACCAUUGACAAAAUGAACUCCAGUGGAUGUAAGGUCUACUUUGGGCGCUGGCUCAUUGAAGGCAGCCCCUAUGUUGUUCUGAUUGAUGUGGGAUUUACUGCCUGGUCCCUGGACCGAUGGAAGAGCGAACUUUGGGAACUUUGUGACAUCGGCGUGCCUUGGUUUGACCGUGAAGCCAAUGAUGCUGUACUGUUUGGCUUCCUGACCGCCUGGCUUUUGGGAGAGUACGCGGCUCAAUGUGAGGAGCCUCCACACAUUGUGGCCCACUUCCAUGAGUGGUUGGCCGGUCUGGGACUGGUGUUGUGCAGACACAGACAUCUUCCUGUUGCAACCAUCUUCACCACUCACGCUACUCUACUGGGGCGAUACUUGUGUGCAGGGAAUGUGGACUUUUAUAAUAAUCUCUCAGAGUUUAAUCUGGACAAGGAAGCAGGAGAUAGACAGAUCUACCAUCGCUACUGUUUAGAACGGGCGGCCGCACACUGCGCCCAUGUCUUCACCACUGUGUCGCAUAUUACAGCCGUGGAGGCAGAACACCUGCUGAAGAGGAAACCAGACAUUGUUACUCCCAAUGGCCUCAAUGUGAAAAAGUUCUCAGCCAUGCACGAGUUUCAAAAUCUCCACGCUCAGAGCAAGAGUCGCAUUCAGGAGUUCAUCAGAGGACAUUUCUACGGACACCUUGACUUCAACUUGGACAAGUGUUUGUUUCUGUUCAUCGCUGGAAGGUAUGAGUUCUCCAACAAAGGUGCUGACAUCUUCCUGGAAGCUUUGGCCAGACUCAACUAUCUCCUGAGGGUGAACCACAGUGAUGUGACGGUCAUUGCGUUUUUCAUCAUGCCAGCUCGGACAAACAACUUCAACGUUGAGACUUUAAAGGGCCAGGCAGUCAGGAAACAGCUGUGGGACACCGCUCAUACGGUGAAGGAACGCUUUGGAAAAAAACUUUACGAAUCACUUUUAGUUGGGCAGCUGCCAGAUGUAUCAAAGAUGCUGGACAAAGAGGACUUCACCAUCAUGAAGCGGGCCAUCUUUGCCACCCAGAGACAGAGCCAACCUCCAAUCUGUACCCACAACAUGCUGGACGACGGCAGUGAUCCCAUCCUCAACUCUGUUCGUCGCAUCGGCCUUUUCAACAGUGCUUCUGACCGAGUCAAGAUUAUCUUCCAUCCAGAGUUCCUGUCAUCAACUUCUCCAUUACUACCAAUGGAUUAUGAGGAGUUUGUACGUGGCUGCCAUCUUGGUGUCUUUCCUUCCUACUAUGAACCAUGGGGCUAUACUCCUGCCGAGUGCACUGUCAUGGGAAUUCCAUCGAUUUCCACCAACCUGUCCGGCUUUGGCUGUUUCAUGGAGGAACACAUAGCAGACCCCACAGCGUAUGGUAUUUACAUCCUGGACAGGCGGUACCGAGGGGUAGACGAGUCCUGUAACCAGCUCACAUCCUUCCUGUUCCAGUUCUGCAAACAGAGCCGUCGCCAGAGGAUCAUCCAGAGGAAUCGCACUGAGCGCCUGAGUGACCUCCUGGACUGGAGAUACCUGGGCAGGUAUUAUGUGGCUGCCCGUCACAUGGCCCUGGCUAAAGCCUUCCCCGACACUUACAUCUAUGUCCCUCAUGAUCCUACAUCAACGUCAGGCUUCCGUUACCCCCGGCCUGCCUCUGUGCCUCCAUCCCCAGCAUUGUCGCGCCAUUCUUCUCCUCACCACAGCGAAGCCGAGGAUGACGACGAAGACGAGCGCUAUGAUGAGGAUCUGGAGGCAGAGAAAGACCGAGUGAACAUUCGCCAGCCCUUUAGCAUGCCGUUCAAAAAUAAGUCUUCUGUGCAUGGGGCCAACGGGAACAGCAAUGGUGUGAUCGAUGAGAAAAACUGACACACACACCCACAUACACACAAACAAUAUGUACAAUUCAUGCAACACAUUCUGAAAUUCACUAGUAACCUUCUAGUAAACAUCAAAACAGCUACCUGUAGAGAUUCUGUAGCAAAGCAAAUGAUACAUUGAAUAUUGGCUUUUUGUAAAAAAAAAUCUGCAUCAGUGUCAGUAUCUUCCCAACAUUUUCAUACCUCGUGAGUUUUUGGGUUCAAAAACAAUAGCUGUCAUUUUGACUGUAUGCUGACGGUAUUUUUUUAGUUACACCAGCAGGGAAGCUAAGGGGUUUUCACUGUGGAGUAAUAACAAUGGCUACAUUGAGCUUACUAACAACAUUAAAGAUGACACAAAGUGCUGGAUACCCCAGUGCAGUAACACUGGAUUACAUACAUAGAUAUUUAUGUGUAUUACUGUGAGUCUAGAAGAUAAUAUGUAUACUUACACACAGAAGUAGGAACAUCUUCGUAUAAACGUGUGUAGCCUCAGACAACUAGAAUGUUUGGUGUGACGAUAAUACUCUGUCUGUGAAGUGGAGGUAAAGUGAAACUAUCUCACACACAAAACAACAAAUUCAGUGGCAUUGUGUGGUUUCUACAUCACAGUCUUCCAUGAUGGCCGUUGAUGCAUGCAUUUAUUUUUGAAACAAAAGCGGUAGGAAAGUGCUUAAAAAAAGAGAGAUGUAUGACAAAAAGGGAGAUUUAUGAUAAGUUGAUCUGAUGUAUGUUUCACGCUUCAAACUGAAAGCAAAAACCUACAUUCUACACUCACGAUUAGCAUUUUAUUUUCCCCAUUCACAACAGAUGAACUUAUAAUAAAGUUUAAAUAUUUAAAUAUUUUACAAUCAA